AUUGUUUUCGGUAAAUAAAUAGUACAAUAUGGCAGAAGCAGAACAGAAAAAUAUUGAAAUUAACGCUGAUGAAGGAGACGAAACAAUUGUUAAGGAAAGGCAGUCUGAUGAUGACAAUAAAGAACAGAAAGAAUCAGACAUGAGUAGUGAAAUAGAUGUUACAACAAGUGGAGAAUCAUGUGAAUGGCUGGAGUCAGAGGAUGAUGAGUUGAUUGUUAUAGAAACUGGAGAUGGAGCACCAUUGGUUGGAACAAUGGAGACUGCUGAAUCAUAUUAUGUUGUUAAUCCUAAUCAACAUUCUUUCAGUGGACUAUCACCCUCUGAGAUUCAAUUGGAUGAGUCUUUGUUUCAUUCAAUUAAUGAAACUGGUUCUGAGGGGAGAUCAGAAAAUAUUCAACUUCCAGAAACAGUAACAAAACUGGUGACACCAUAUCGUUCAACAGUCUAUAUUGUUGGCACAGCACAUUUUAGUGAAAGUAGUCAAGAGGAUGUUAGAAAGACUAUACAACUACUACAGCCUAAUGUGGUGAUGGUUGAACUAUGCCGGAGUAGGGUAGACAUAUUAAAGUAUGACGAAGAAUUUCUAAUGAAAGAAGUUGCCAAUAUUAAUUUUGAGAAGUUAAGAACAUUAAUAAAACAUGCUGGUGUUGUCUCAGGCAUAAUGCAAAUACUGCUGCUUAGCAUGUCAGCCCACAUAACAAAGCAAUUAGGAAUGGCACCUGGAGGAGAGUUCAGAGCUGCUUAUCAAGAGGCAAAAAAAGUCCCAUUUUGUCAAUUUCGACUUGCUGACCGCCCAAUACAGGUCACAUUAGCAAGGGCAAUGGGUGCCCUUUCUAUAUGGCAAAAGAUAACACUUGCUUGGCAUCUUCUUACUUCUAAAGAGCCAAUAAGUAAAGAAGAUGUUGAACGAUGUAAACAGAAAGACUUACUUGCAGAGAUGUUAGCUGAGAUGACAGGCGAUUUUCCCAAGUUGUAUGAUAUCAUUGUAAAAGAAAGAGAUGCGUAUUUGGCAAGAUCAUUGAGACUUGCCGCCAUUCCUCGUGAGGUUACAGAAGCUGACGGAGGUUUUCACUUUGAACCAACAGUGAUUGUUGGUGUUGUUGGUAUUGGUCAUGUCCCUGGAAUAGUUGAUAAUUGGGAGAAAGAUAUCGAUGUUCAAGAGAUAAUGAGGAUGCCACCAAAAAGUAUGACAUUUGUAUACUUAAAGAAGAUAUUUAAAGCCGCAGUGGGGGUGUUUAUGGCGUGGAGUUGUUACAAAGUGAUACGCUGGACAGGAUGCUUGAACUAUCUUCCUGUCUUACCACUGACGAGAUAAUUUAUUUAUUUUGCAUUGAAGAACAGCUGAUAGCAUACCUAUAUAUAAAAAUGUAUUAUUUAACGUCAAAUAUUCCAAUUAUUGGGUUUUCAUUAAAUGGAAGCAAAAAUAAGACAAAGGUUAUAACUAAUGGACUAACCAAUGCAUACAUAAUAUGGGAUGUAAACUUGGGCCACUAACCACAGUGAUUACAUGUAGUAAUAUAGCAGGGAGAAACUAAGAAAAUGAUAUUUAUAU
This is a messenger RNA of Dendronephthya gigantea, 1552 nucleotides long. RefSeq names its product traB domain-containing protein-like. Bases 29 to 1315 code for a protein of 428 amino acids. NCBI's taxonomy places the organism in Eukaryota, Metazoa, Cnidaria, Anthozoa, Malacalcyonacea, Nephtheidae. The transcript is spliced from 10 exons. The record is from RefSeq and is a predicted model, not a curated record.